UCUGGAAACGAGCAAUUUAUUGUGUCCCCUCGAUACACGCGCGCCUUUUAUUACAGCGAUCGCGGAAACGUAAACACCUUUUAGUCGGCGCGAUCGGAGAAAAGAGGUUUUGUACUCGGCGUCGCGCGUCGUCGAAUAAAGCCCGUGCCGUGUAUUUUCAGCUUGUCGCGCGAAUCCGCCGAGGCGACCGUCUUUCUCUUAACGGGCAAUAACGACCGAUCCCGCGUCUUCUGCCAUUUUUACCGACAAACUACAACGCUCGUAAAGCAUCGCGUCGGCGUAAUUAAGAGUUCCACGCAGGAUUUGCCGUCCUGGUCGCCUCGGGAUUCGCUGCAAGCUACCUUUCCUUUUCUUUACGACACCGUACUCUGCUCACGGGCAAAUUUUUCUUGCCGAACAAAGCGUGGAAUCGAAACGAGCGCUGUUGUCGGAAGCGAGAAACAGGGAAGGAGGAGAAAGAGCGAGGGAGAGGGGGAAGGAAAAUCCAAAGAUGCAGUAAAGUACGACGCGAUCCGGCGGGGUCGUCCGACUUCUCCGCCACGGAUAAAAGGAUUCUUUCUUUCUCGUUAUCCUCGCGAGAAAUUCGCGAAAGGUCGACGAGCUUUUGCCACGGACCAACAUCCUCGGCCAAGGCGUCUGCCCGAACUGUUAACCUACGCGACGCGAGUUUCGAGCGCGUGCCGAGUUUUAUCGACGACGUAAAUCGUGUCGCGAAACUUUUGCCUCGAACCACCAAAGUUGUUUAUUUAGCUGUCCAAUUCGAAUUCGAUUAUCGCUCGUUCUCCGCGUUCACGCUCCGGAACACCCUGCGUGUACCUGAAUACCUAUAUAAAACCGCGCGCGCAUGUACCACUGUCGCCUUCGACCAAACUUACGAUCCGUAAACGGACAACGGAAAAACGUACGCUCUUCGAUUAACGCUCGAUCAAGCGAGAAGCGUUCGAUCCUUUCGCUCGUAAAUCUGCUUCUUUUUAUUUUUCGCGCGACGAGACGCCUCUUCCUCGUGUCCGUUUCCCCCCGAACGUAUUUUUAAGCAGCGAGAUUUACUCCAAACAAAAACGCGGAGUUUAUCGAUCAUUUCGAAGCACGUUUACACGUCGUAACCUCAGGUACAACAACGACCGACAGCCUUGGCCCCCGCAAAUGUUCGUUACACGACACGGCACGGGUUCCCCGAUCGUUCGUGAAUUCGUAUCGUGCACGAUUAGUCGAAACGAAUCGAGGGAACCGUCGCGUGUGCCGCUUACCUAAGUUAUUCCCGCGCUCCGUAAACACUCGAGCACCGUAUUUGGCUAUAGCGGGGCGCGUACGAAAGGGAGAGGAGGCAAGUCGACGUUGGCGAGCACGCGUUCGACCGCCAGCUGCACCUCCGAUCACCGAAUCGGCGCGAUCUCAUUGUCCGCCGACCGCGUCGUAGGCGAAACGCUAUCUGGUCGAAUUCGCCUCGUGGUUGGAUCGAUCUGGAUCGCCGUAUUCUCCAGCUACGCGUAAACCUCGCGAAAGGAGAUCGAGCAAAGGCGUUGUUUCCUUCGGAAAGAAACGUUUCCGAAAAACGCGUAGAGCGAUCGGUGGUGCCCUGUUCCGCUCCGAGACCCCACGCUUUUCGCGCUGAAACGACCACGCCCUUACUCUGUCGUCCGUCGGUGAAUCACACCUGGUUCCUAUCUCGCCACCCGAACGUUCCCUAUCUACACGCGACCACCAUAACUGGAACAACUGCUGAUAACUCGCGAAAAUUCCCGCGAAAGAGAAAGGAAGGAGUUAGCGCAACGCGAAAAGGAAACACGAUGGAGAAACGCCGCUUCUUCUCCUUCGAUUUUCGAUCGAAGUGUAAAAACCGAGCGAAACGAUCGAAUUCGAAAGAAAUCCUGGCAAGAAGCGAAACGCGCUCCAGCUCCCACGUGUUUCGCGCGAACCAGUAAUCGCGUUCUGCUCGCCUCGUUAGCUCGUGUUCGAUGAAUCACUAGUGUCUCCGUGAACACGCGAGCGGCUAACCUGUUCGCCGUAACUGGAGCGCUUCUUGGGUGUUUCGCGACAUUUGCUCCAACAGCGGAGGAGAGAACGUUUUAAUCGUUCGCCUCGUGGCUCGUUUAGUCCGAUUCUCGACGUUUAGUCGGGCCGGUCCAACUUUCCUCACCGAUGGCCGUUUAACGAACCCGGCCGAGGUAGAAUGAACGAAAUUAACGGUUCGAACCGCUCGAGUUCGGAGAAAAUACGAGUGUCGAACGCGUUGUAUGUAUACGACGCGACGUUUCGGCCCACGCGGUUGUUUGGUCAGCGUGACGAGAUUUCGCGUGGGAUUCGGUUAGACGCGUUUCGUUCGAUCGAGAAACGCUUGCUCGUCCGAAAUAAGGAAAAAGGUCGAUCAACGCGCGUACCAUCAAGGACGCGAUUAGAUUUAUCGCGAUCGGAUGAUUUCACUCGAUGCACGCGGCUCCGUCGAUACGUACCGUCGCGAUUCCCUUGAAUCUUGACGCGUAACACUCUGCCGCGGAAUUGCGUGUCUCGCGGACCCAGAAUUAUUUUUACGCCUUUUGUCAUUAUUUAUCGAACGCGUGCCGGGACUACCGAGAGAAACUUUGAAUAUUCAGAGUCGCCCACACGAGCGUCUUCAAGGACCUCGACGCGUUCGAGCCAGGAAGAUUCUACCGGAUUCUUCUUCUUCUCCUUUUUCUUCCUCUGCUUUUGCUUCUGCUGCUGCUGCUGCUGCUCCCGAGAGACGCGCUUACGUAACUCGAGUGUUUCGUUGCUCGUUUUUUCGCUGCUCUCGUUCCGAUCAAAAAGUACCAUUGUCAUCGAGUCGAUUUUAUCUAAACGGGCUACCGGUUACGACUUUCAACGCGUCAACGAUCGAAGCAGAUUCGGGCGCGGCGAUUCCGAGCGUGCUCGUUAAGCCGGGAACUUGCAGCGACGACGUGUAUAAGGAAACGCGAAGAACCGGCCGUUGAGAAAUCUACGCUUCGCGAAACGACGCGAGACCGAGAAUAUAGGUUGCAUUCUCGUGCGACUCUCGCCGCGCGAAUAAAACGCGUCCUCUCGCUUGCAAGAAAAAAAAUGAAAAUCUUGUCCACGUUGCAGGCUGCGACUACGAAGCGAAGAUCGUAGCCUCGAUCGCGCUUGUUCACCGAGAAACUUAAUAUUCCAUUCUAUUCGCCGUACGCGCUCGAAUUUAUCGUAACAGCAUCUACCGUGUUUAUGUAAAUGUUCGCGAUGUUCUUCUCGAUGAAGCGCGAAUCGCGAAGCAGUCUGCCACGCAAUCGCGCAACGUUGUCCGCUCGUCGUUUCGUCCGCUCUUCGGCCGGAAAAUAUAUUCGCUUCGAAAGCAAUAAUUUAAACGUAACUAUUACGCUCGGUCACCAAAAUGGCGAAGCGCGGUAAAAACUUGCAGCGUCGUACCGAAUAGAGUCGCAAGAUACGAGACGUCCCGUCGAGCAAACUCGCCAGGCAAACCAACGUGACGCGUAAAAGAACGCGCUCGAUCGGUUGAUUAGCUCGCCAUUAAUUGUCAGCGUUCUUUAAACAUUUUUUUCCCGCUAGCGUAGAUCAUCGAGAAUGCAUGUGAGAAUAGGAAAUACUCCAUCGUGUGGCAUGAAGCUAUGCGCCGCCAUUGGCGAGAUGGCGAAUCUGAUUUCCUUCCUUCCCUUUCGACACGACUACGUACCGUAAAUCAUUGAUCACGGCUAUCUCGCGAACUCGAAUCGAUUUAUCCGCUUUGUUUAGCAAGUGUUACAAAGUUGUAGCGAGUGGCGUUACCAGCGAAGGCACCUCUGGCUGUACCGAAUAUAAACCCUCAGAAUCUGGUAAUGAUGGGCAGCUUCCCAGAGUGCGAGGUGAAACUGUGCGAUUUCGAGAUCUCGAGAGUGGUGUUAGAGGGGACGGAGGUUCGUGAGAUCUUGGGGACACCGGAUUACGUGGCGCCCGAAAUCUUGCACUACGAACCUAUCACGUUGGCCGCUGACAUGUGGUCUCUGGGUGUUACGACGUACGUGUUGUUGACGGGGUUCUCUCCGUUCGGCGGCGAGACCGAUCAAGAAACGUUCCAAAAUAUUUCUCUAGGCGAGGUAGACUUCCCGGAGGAGCUGUUCGGAGACGUCUCGGCGCAGGCAAAAGAUUUCGUCGCGAAGCUUCUGGUGCUAGACCCAAGCGCACGAAUGACCGCGAAACAAUGCCUGCGUCACGAUUGGUUGCGCGCGGCACCUACACAAGCGUCGCCUCACCUGAGAAGAUACCUGUCGAAAUCGAGGGAAGUCCUUCUGGAGCGAGUGGUCGGCAGGGAGAAUCUGCGAAGAGCGGCGCUCUUGAGCCAAGCGAGCAGCCAAGCGAAUCUGUCGAGCGACGUUCAAGAGUCGAAUCAUCGCGAUCAAAGUUUGCAGGACUGUUUGCUGAGUCAAAGCGAGAUGUGUCUGAGUCACCGGCUCACCGGAAGCCGAUCUAGCCUCGAGGGUAGCGAAGACUUCCCGAGUCCGGCCGACUCUCGAACCAGUCUAAAUUCAUCCAGAACGAAUUUAAGUUGCGCCAGCCAGAGCUAUUUGCUGAACAAAGAGCAAACUCAAGGCUUGCUGAGUCGCGCUCAGAGUCGAUCGCAAGCGAAUCUGAAUCACGGUCCCAGCCGAGGUUUGCUGUCCAGAAUACGAAGCCUGAAUCGAAUUCAAUCGCAGGCGUGUUUGCUCAACGGGAAUCCCUCGGCAACCUCGAGUUCGUUGCAAACGCGAAUGAUAAUAAAUCCGGUGAUGAGCAAAUCGCGAGAGAAGCUUUACGGUCUGAGAUCGUUGUCGAAGUCCCAAGGGAUGUUGGACAUAUACCGUAGCCUGGAGUGUCUCCGACGAAGAAGGAAGAGCUAUCAGCGUGCCAAGACCGAGGACAUGUUGCCCAUCUUCAAACGAUUAGGCGCCGAAAUCGAUGCUUCGCACGCUUACGUCGUGGACGAUCGUCUCUCCUGCGACGACAUACCCAGUCUCGGUGAAACGAAGAAACGUUUCGAUGAGGAAAACGCGAACGUUCCAAAGGUGGAAGUGUCUCGACCGGAGGAGACUAUCGAUCGCCUCCGAGCCGAUGCCGACAACGAAAUCUCGAACAUUUUAUCGUCGCCCGAGGUCCAGCCAGAUGAAAAAAUAGAGGAUCAACCGGAAAUAUCGAGUGGACAGUCUUUCGAAUCGGAGGAGAAUCUCGACUCGUUGAAAUCGAUCGAAUCGGACACGCUCACCGAAGAGUCGGACGAAACGCCGAUGACUCGCGAAACGAAUCGUGAAUCGAAUCUGAUAGCCGGUAAACGAGCUUGUCAACGCCAACACUCGGACGCAUCGAGUCACUCGAACAAUUCGGCAACUUCGGACGACAAAGAGGACCGUUCGACCGAGUCGGAAACCGACGAACCAAAGUACACGGUGGCGCAGCUUGUCUCAGCGUUUAACAAACACCAGGAAGUCGCCUCGAGAACCAGCUUGGAAGCGAUAAUGACCGAGAAGAGGAUAAACGAGGUAACUUUCCCGACCGGAACAAAGGCGCUGAGGCUCUUUAUACCGGACAUCAACAUCAGCGAAAGUAAGAUCGUUAGGCGAAAGACCAGUUACAAGCCGCGGAAGAAUUGGGAAGAGCUGAGAAAAAAGAGCGAGAAGAACGAAGGGAUUCUGAAGAACUUUGUCAACGAUUCGGCAAACGAGGACGAAGACGAGGAUAACGAUAAUCGAGAAAAGAUCAAGGUCGAAAGUGACGUUCCUCCUUCGAACGACGAAAACAAGUUGGAUAACGAGGAAGCGAAAGAAAAAUGGGACAAAGAGGACCGAUGGUCGAUGAUCGUUCCACCGAUCGAAAUCAACGGUGAUUCCAUCUUUGCGGAAGAUUCGACUCGCAACAACGUCGAUACCACGAUAGACGAGAAAUACAAGCGUUGCGUAAAGGGUGCCAAAUUAAACGCGACGGAAGCAUCGAACGAAAAGCUUCAGAAGACCACGACUUUCACUCGUCAAAAAGAAAGACUUCCAAAUUACAUAUAUCCUGAAGUAACGUGCCACGUUAAGGAAGAUUCGCAGGACACGAUUAAAAGGACGGUUUCCUCGGUUUCGAACGGGAAAUCAAACCCAAAGGUGCAGAGAACGGAUCGACCGAAACCUUGCGCAACGGAAUGCGUCAACGUAAACUUGAAAGACAUUCUACAAAGGGUGGACACGUUCCAAAGCACGCCGAAAGAGAAUUUGGAAAAUUUACGGAAAAGAACAUCGAUAGCCAAGAUAAUCUUAAACGACAAUUUUGUUCACGACAAUCAAGAUUCGAACGAGAGUGGAAAUCGAGGAAGUAGUCGUGCCAAAAGUGAACCGCCUUCGAGCUCGCCUUCCAAAGAAGAAGAUAAUAAAACGAAACUGGUCGUGCCACCCUCCUUCGUAAGAUCCUCUUCUUUGUCCAGCGACAGCAGCUGUCCAACACCUUCCAGCGUGCAGUCGGACGUGAACGUCUCUUGGGAGGAUGUUCAGCAGACGGAGAAGGAGGACCCCAGCAAAGUUCGAAGAAGAAACGAGAUCCAGAGAACCUCGAGCGAAGGAAGGAACAAACAGUGCACGGAAGACAAAAGACUUUGGGGCAGAGUUUGCACGGGAUCCUACAGCAGAGCCAUGGAGAAAUUCAACAAGAACAACGACGCCAGUAAAAAGCCUGUCAGUCAGUUGAACGGAUCGCAACAAAACGAGAAAAUCAGGAGGAAAAGCAGUCCCGCGAUGUCUCAAUACGUCAACUCGUAAAAACAGACUUCUUCGCGAACAUUUCUAGCGUGCUCGGACUUUCCCGAUUUUGGUGACUCAGACCAGAAUUCUGUCAACCGAACGGAGGAAUUUUUUCUUUUUUUUUUACACGACAUCCUUUGUCGGACCAGAAAUGAGCGGACAACCUUGACCAUCGGUGAAACGAUAUCGCGCGAUCGGAAUUUUAACGUAAGCCGUCAACUUCCAUGGCAGCAGAGUUGAUAGACGAAUAAUCCGCGAACGUGUGUCAUCGAAUCAUACGCAACAAACGGUAACCCGUCAUUUACAUCCCACCCGAGAGUCGUGUCGUCAUACAUGGAGAUCUAACGCGAUCAAUCGUCGCAGCCGUAUCCUUGACUUAAUCUCCAUAUCGAGCGGUGUCUCGGAACAAUUUUAAAGCGCGUAGAAUCGAUCAGCGAGAGGAAAUCGCGCUACUCGUCGAUUAUGAAAAAAAGAAAGUUAAUCUACGGUGCUGAUUUCGUGUUUAAAAGCGAUAAGUUAUAACGAAGUCGAUAAAUACACGAUCGUGGCAAUGAUUUCCUUACGAGGACAAUUAUGAUAAUGACUCGUUCUAAACAAAUAUCUCGAGUAAGUAAACGCGAGAACAUGACUGCGCGACGAUGGCGAAAUCUUUGCUGAAGAAACUACGAGAAGCAUUGAACUGUUAAUGUAAGAAACGUAUGCAUUUUUCAUUAUGCACAUUACGCUUCGACGAGCAGAUGCUUAAUCUUCGAAGAAAUUAUUGAAAGAACGUCGUAACUCGCGUUCAGGAAAAUUGCUCACUCACGAGAUUAUCCUUUUACGAUGCAGCUAUCUACUAAUUUUACUGUCUAUCGAACUUUUUUUUGAAGUGUUAGCAGUCACGAUUUAAUUGGCGCAAAUCGAAAGCGAUCGUUCAAUUUAUAUCGUAGUGCUUGGCAUUUUAUCGAAGUCGAUAGGUACAUAGAAUUAUACCGCGUUUAGAUUUUAAUCCAACGACCGAUUCAAUUUUGUAUCAAAAUUAUCUCAAUAAAGACUCUUGCCCAUUGAA
Molecule: messenger RNA, 7761 nt
Organism: Megachile rotundata (alfalfa leafcutting bee)
Lineage: Eukaryota; Metazoa; Arthropoda; Insecta; Hymenoptera; Megachilidae
Biological process (GO): positive regulation of apoptotic process; protein phosphorylation; intracellular signal transduction
Cellular component (GO): nucleus
Molecular function (GO): ATP binding; protein serine/threonine kinase activity
Source: RefSeq, a predicted model, not a curated record